This is a messenger RNA of Triticum dicoccoides, 750 nucleotides long. RefSeq lists its product as uncharacterized. The record is from RefSeq and is a predicted model, not a curated record. The coding region runs from base 1 to 750 and encodes 249 amino acids. NCBI's taxonomy places the organism in Eukaryota, Viridiplantae, Streptophyta, Magnoliopsida, Poales, Poaceae. The transcript is spliced from 5 exons.
AUGAUGAAUGCCUCCUGCGUGUUCUCCGGCGAGGUUGAGGGCGAGGCCGUCGACAAGAGCUCCGGCACGGCGGACCAAAUAAAUGCCUCCGGCGAAGGGAAUGGCGUGGCCGCCUACAAGUUCUUCAGCCUGCCGGAGUAUCCCCGCGUGGCGCGCCUUCGUCACUGGCGCCUCAUGGGCUACCUCUGGUGCCAAGGCUUCAGCGACUCCUACAACGAGCUCAUGAACAAGACGCGCGCGUACAUGGACCUGCCGCACCUGUGCGGCCUCAUCGAGGUCGGCCGGUGGGCCGACGCCGUCGACUGUCACAAGAGCUUUUACGCCAUUGUCUUCCGUCACUUCCUUAAGAUGCUCCACGGGUUCGCCGACGCCGCCGCCGGCAAAGGGGAGAAGUUGCUGCCCAAGCACUACCUCCAACUGAAUCACAAAAGAGCCGUCAGCCACGCCGAACUGAGGCUCCGCUCCAUCUGCAUGUCCGUAAUCGACCGUUUCAGGGCCAACAUGAACUGGCAGAGAAUGCUGAUAAAGGCAUCGUCUCUUGUCUACACGCUGGCUCAUCGCGUUCCAGAGCUGCGAGGCUGCUUCUCGCUGCCGACCACCGGCUUCAACCCGCGCCAUGUACUUCCCAUUGCUUCCGGUUUGAGGAGUCAGAGGCGUUAUGUGAAGCAGAAAAAUACAGGAUCAGAAAAACAAAAAGCUGUCAUCAGGGCCUUGAAGAAGACAGGUAAUUGUACAUCUUCACUAGCCUGA